This is a messenger RNA of Oryza brachyantha (malo sina), 629 nucleotides long. Its product is annotated as glycine-rich cell wall structural protein-like. Lineage: Eukaryota; Viridiplantae; Streptophyta; Magnoliopsida; Poales; Poaceae. Bases 41 to 484 code for a protein of 147 amino acids. The transcript is spliced from 2 exons. The record is from RefSeq and is a predicted model, not a curated record.
CAUCACAGGCUAGCUAGCUGGUUCAAACUGAUCAUCAAAAAUGGCUCUCAAGAAUUUUCUUCUCCUUGGUGUCUUCCUGGCUGCCCUGCUCGUCCUCUCCCUGGAUGUAGCUCAUGCAAGAGAGCUCACUGAAGCCAAUGAAUCUGAUGGAAAAAACGUCAAACCAACAGGAGGGCCAGGGGUUGAGGAUCAGAAGUGGGGAGGUGGAUACUACCAUGGGGGAGGAUAUGGAUACGGUGGUGGGUACGGUGCAGGGUAUGGUCGUCCUAGGUACGGAGGUGGGUAUGGUGGAGGAUAUGGCUAUCCGGGCUAUGGUGGUGGCUAUGGCGGUGGAUAUGGUCGUGGGUAUGGUGGUGGCUACGGUGGUUAUGGAGGAGGAUAUGGUGGUGGUUAUGGAGGUGGAUACGGAAGCGGAUACGGCGGUGGCUACGGUAGUGGAGGGGGUUACGGCGGAGGAUAUGGUGGUGGUGGAGGUUGGCACUAAUAAAACAGUUGAAUGAUACAUAAUAUAUACAUAUGUAUUGUGUUGAAUAAAUCAAGCAUGAAAAAAUUGCUUGAAUAAUGUAAUUGCUUAUAAGAAUGGUGGUAUAGUGAUAAUUCUAAAGAGCUAGGCUUGUUUGGUCUCUCUA